UUUAUCUCACUUGAAAAGCGGUUGGGGCACCAUAACGGUAACUUGCGAUUCAUUUCUCUCCCUUCCCGAUUGCAUAUCACCAUCUUCACUCACCAAAUCACUCCAACACAACACUUUUCUCUGCACUUCAAACCAGGUUUUUCUUUAAUGUCAUAAAUGUGAAAAGAAAUGGACAAGGUUUAUGAAGAGCUCGAUGAAGCAAAAGCAAAAAUUGAGGAACUCAAGGAAGAACUAAGAGCCAAGACAGAUUCACUUGAGAACUGGAAAAAAUCCCACAAUGCACAGAUCAAUCAGAUACAGGAAGCAAAGUUCAAAGCUGAGAAGCUGGAUCAAACACUGCUUCAACAAGCAGAUGAAAUCUCCGAGGCAAAGCUGGUUUGUGAAGAUCUCAAAGGGAAGUUGACUAAAAAGGAGUCCAUCAUCAAACAUCUCAGUGCUGCAAAUGAUAAACUUCGAGUGGAUUGUGAUGCCAAGUUCAAAAAGUGGGAAGAAGAAAAAAGAGGGUUGGUGUUAGCCUUAGAGGAGGGAAAUGAGAAGACACAGGACCAUGAACAACAGAUUCAUCAAUACAAACAAGAAAUUGAAAGACUGAAAGGUUGUCUUUCAGUUUCAAAGGAGAAGUGUGUGGAGACACAAAAAAAAUUUAAAGCAUCCAAAGAAAUAAGAGAAAGAGAUGACAUGUUCCAGAAGUUAGAGGAGGAAUGCAGGAAGGCGGAAGAUCAAUUAAAAUGGAAGAAGGAACAGUUUAAGCAUCUAGAAGAAGCGCAUGAAAAACUCCGAGACCAGUUUAAGGCUAGCAAGAAGGAGGCAGAGGUGGAAAAAUCUACAUUGCUUGAUGGGAUUUCUUCACUUCAGACUAGGUUAGACUCUCAGAUCAGAGUAUCAGAGGAUUUACAACAUCAAUUACACACUUGCCACCAAGCUCUUGCUCAUGUGGAAAGCCAAAAAAAGUGUCUGGAAGUUGAAGUUUCAAAUCUUAAAGUGCAGCUUGAUAAUGCUAGCAAUGAGUACCAGGAUGCUAGGUUACAGCUAGAUUGCUUAAACACUCACUGCGACAAAGAUAUUGCAGAUUUGAGAUAUUUGCUAAAGACAAAAGAGGCAUAUAAUAAAGAAUCAAAGUACAGGAUUGAGAAGCUAGAGCAAGAAAAUCAAGAGCUGCGGAUGUCCCUCAAAGAACUCCAGGAAGCUCAAAUUCAAGAAGCAGGAACUUCAUAUUCGCAGUCAAAGUUGCGGUCCAAGCUCAGAAAUUUGGAACAAACUCAUAAAGAGUGUGCCUCUACUUUAAAGACUAAAGAAGCUGAAUGGAACUUUAAGAUAAAACAGUUGACAGAAAACCUGAAUAGAUGUCAGUCUGAUUUGGAAACUAAAAUUGAAGCAGUGGAAGACCUCCAGAUGGAGUUAGAAAGGUCUCAUUCUUUAGCCAUUGAGAUGAUGUUAUUGAAUGAGGAGAUUUCUGUGAUGCUGCUUGUGUUGAAACAGGGAACUUCUGAGGCUCAAUUGAAGCUUGCUGGCCAUAAAGAUGAAAUGGAUCUUAUCAGCAAAGCUAGUGAAGAGAAGAUUUUUCAACUAAUGAGGCAGUUGGAGAUGAAGGAUGCUGCUUUGAUCAGUGCCCAGAAAAGCAUAAAUGAAGAACGUGAGAUAGCAGCAUGUUUGAUGAAGCAGGUUGAGUCUUCUGUAUCCAACAAUGAACUGCAUUCACUGCAAAAUGAACUUGAUAGACACAAGGAAAUGCUGGAGGAAUCAAUAAGAAGUCAGCUGAUCCUCAAAGAGAACGUUUUGCAGAUGGAAUGUAACUUUAAAGAACAGUUGGAGAUGAAAGAUGCUGUUGUGAUCAGUGCACAGAAAAGCAUAAAUGAAGAACGUGAGGUAGAAGCAUGUUUGAGGAGGCAGGUUGAGUCUUAUGCAUCCAACAAUGAUGAACUGCAGCAGUCACUGCAAAAUGAAGUCGAUAGGCACAAGGAAAUGCAAGAGGAAUCAACGAGUCAGCCGAUCCUCAAAGAGAAGGUUUUGCAGUUGGAAUGUAACUUUAAAGAACAGCUUAAAGAAAUUCAUGAUGCUUUCGACAGUGUAAUCAUUGAAUUGGAUGAAACAAUAUGUGAAAGAAAUGAAAUGGAAUUUGAAUUGCAAAUAUGGAAGUCAAUUGUUGAGCACUUGAAGAAUGAUCUUGAAGAAAAUCAUGUGGUGCGUAGAGAACUGGAAUCUUCACUUCUUGCACAAGUAGAUUUUGGUGAAAGCCUCAAGCAUGAGAAAGAUAGCUUGGUUUAUAAGUUGGAAGAGAAAGAGAGGAGCCUAGAUUAUCUGCAGCGACAUGUUGUGCUAUUGGAACAUGAGCUAAUAGAAAGGGGAGAAUCAGCGGUGUCCUCUGAGUCAGAUAAUGUCAGAUAUCUCCAGAUCAUAGCGGAGAAGGACAAGAUUCUAGAAGAGCUUCAGAAAGAGGUUGUAUGGCUGGAACAAGAAUCAUUUAGAAAAGAAUUUGAAAGUGCUGUGAUUGAGAAAGGCACAAUGGAAAGAACCUUUGAGCAUGAGAAAGAUAAUCUUAUCCAGAUUGUGAAAGGAAAAGACAGGAGAAUAGAUGAACUCAUGCAGCAGGUGACUUCACUGGAGCAACAGUUCACUAACUCAUUGACCACCUUUUCUUCACAGCUUGCUGAGAAACAGGCUGAAAUUAACCUCAUCCAGGAAGCUUGUUACAAGAUCACAACAUCUCAGAUUCUAGCUGCACUUGAAAUUGAAGAGAAGAAGUUGAUGGUAGUGGAACUUGAGGAUGAUAUUCAUGCUAUACAGCAGAAACUGAAAUUGCAGGAGGAAAAGUGGAGCCCAUCAGAGCAACUUGCAUUGGAUACUGAAGUAGAAUUGGGUGCAAAACAGUUAAAGGCAAUGGAGUUGAAUGAUCAAAUGGAGUCUAAGCUAAGAAAAUCAGAUGCUUUGCUUCAUAAACUCAAGAUGGAGAAUAGAAAUUUACUUGAAAGUGCCACGAGACUGUCAUCGGAAAGGGAAAGCUUGUUGGCAAAUGUUCAGGGAUUCAGUGAUAAAAUCUGCGAGUUCUCUACUGCAGACACUAUACUAAUGGACAAGUUGAGAAGCAUGGUGCAGUCUUUUGAGAAUGGUUGUCCCGUAAUGAAGUUGAAAAAGGAUGAUGGUUUCCUUGUAAAAGAGAAUAAUAUGUUGAUUCAGUCUCCCACGAGGAUAAAGAAACUUGAAGCCAAUUCUGAUACUAGAUCACCAUUCAAGGAGCUAAAUUUGCUAGAAGAAUAGGAUGUGUGCAGUCUUGUAUUUUCAGCAAAAAGGUCAUGAUGCAUUGUGAAACAUGACCAUUCUUUGGAUUGUAUAUGGCAUUUAUUUAUUAUUUGUAUUCGCCUAUAUUUUUUUGUCAAUGCAGCUGUUCCACAAAUA
Messenger RNA from Glycine soja, 3393 nucleotides. RefSeq lists its product as uncharacterized. The record is from RefSeq and is a predicted model, not a curated record. Bases 169 to 3255 code for a protein of 1028 amino acids. The transcript has 2 exons. NCBI's taxonomy places the organism in Eukaryota, Viridiplantae, Streptophyta, Magnoliopsida, Fabales, Fabaceae.